This is a messenger RNA of Phymastichus coffea, 3349 nucleotides long. RefSeq lists its product as uncharacterized. Bases 540 to 1439 code for a protein of 299 amino acids. Lineage: Eukaryota; Metazoa; Arthropoda; Insecta; Hymenoptera; Eulophidae. Gene Ontology annotation, biological process: phospholipid metabolic process; arachidonate secretion. The record is from RefSeq and is a predicted model, not a curated record. The transcript has 4 exons. Gene Ontology annotation, molecular function: A2-type glycerophospholipase activity.
CGCGGCGAGUAGGGGAAGGCGCGACUGCAUUGCCGGCGUGCCAGCGAUCCGCCGCGUCUCCGCGCGACUUUCGUUUCGCCGGCUGGCAGCUCCGUUCUCCGGCGCGUCCUCGCGCCCCGCGAGAUCGGCGUGCACGAGGUCUGCCCCGGCGCGAGAGCGCACGUCCGCGAAAGACCGGCUGCAGCGGCGAAAGCGCAACGAGAGCCCCCGAUCCUCCUUUAUCGGUGCGCGUCGCACAGCCGAUCGAAAACACCUGAUGUCGGCGCGACCAAUCGCAGCAUCUCGAUCCCUUUCCUCGGCCGGCGCCGUCCGCUAAAAUUGGCUCGCCUGGCUGGUACGCGCGUGUGCGCGCGCCAGAGUCGCCGACGGGGGCUCGUCCGCGGCCGCGCGCACUCGCAUUGGCUUGGCGCCGAGGUGGGGCGCGAGCCCGAAAAACCGAGACGCCGCGCGGCUCCGACGCCAGACGCCGAUCGCGCGCGCGACUAUUCGAAUCGCCGCUCUCCUCGCUGCCCUUUGCUCGCCCGUUCUCGCGCCGAAUCAUGGCCGUGGAAGCAGCGCGGAUCGCGACGCUGGUACUGGUGCUGAUUGCCGCGGGCCUGCAAGUGGUUCAGUGCCGGCCGACCAAUUCCAGCGAGACCUACACGAUCGUCAAGAGGCUGCCAAGCGGCAUCGUCGAGAGGAUCGUCAGGUGGCACGACGUUUGCGCCAAGGAGGUCGUCUCCGACGACGACGGGGCGGCAACGAUGGUGAGGCAGGUCUGGCUGGACGACAGCACCUUCGAGCUGAACAUGGUGUUCGCGGGCGACAACUUAACGCAGCGCUGGAUCGACGAGACGGAGAUCAGCGACUUCAUAGUGUGCGAGGAGGAGUUGCAGCGCGUCAACGAGCACCAGUUCGAGCUGACGCUCCAGCUCCACGCCAACGACAGCGCCGACAUCGACGAGCAAUUCCCCUGGCUCGCUCGGUCCGUCGAGCACCUCAGGCAGCAGACCUCCAAAUCAAUGGAGCAGUCGUCAUCGCGGAGAGCGAGACGCGGCAUUCAAGAGCUGAUCAUAGCGCCGGGCACAAAGUGGUGCGGACCGCAUCGAUUGGCCUACAGCUACAAGGAUUUGGGCGCUCUCGAUGGCCUUGACAGGUGCUGCCGGCGCCACGAUCAUUGUCCACGCGCCAUCUCGCCCUUCUCCGAGAGAUAUGGACUUUUCAACUACAUGCCCUUCACCCUAAGUCACUGCGGAUGCGACGAGAGAUUCAGAACGUGCUUGAAAAUGACCAGCACGUCGUCGGCAAACCUCAUCGGUAAAAUCUUCUUCAACAUGGUCCAAACAAAGUGUUUUGUCCUGAAGCCAGCCAAAAUCUGCAAAAAACGAUCUUGGUGGGGCAAGUGCGAAAAGCAUGUCUACAAAAAGCAAGGAUAUCUGCGGGACAACGUAUCGUAUUAAGGAUGGCUCAAGACCAAAGCGAAUUCACAGACAAACGAUUCGCUUAGCACGAACUUCAGGGAUUCAAAUCUAAAUGUGCAAAUUUGGGUACUUUUUCAUGGAGCGCAAUUUUCGAGAAGCACAUUCUGCCGGCAAAGAAAAAGAAAACGAUAUUUUUCGAAAAGAAAAAGUCUGGUACUUGAGUUGUUUUGUUACUGUGUAACAUCUACGUAUUAAAGAUUUUUUUAAGGCAUACCUAUGUGCUUUUAUGCCUAGUUGUGAUUUCUUUUAGGAUAAUGUUUGUACAUAUUUCAGAUAGAGAUUCGUUUUUUUUUAUAUAGUUUUGGGUUGGUUUGUUUAUUUAUUUUUAUAUGAGCGGAAUCGAAAAUUGCGAUUUAUUCUAGUACCUAGUAUCACAAGCCGCCAAAAACAAUGAAAACUCGUCAUUUAUCGUUGCAACUACUUAAACGGAAAACGAAACUAUAUAUCGUUCGGUUACCAGUUUACUGAACUUUACUAAGGGUAUUACAUAAUUUUAAGUUAGAACUAAAAGAAAAUCUCUACUUACCAUGGUUUAUAUUUAAGUAUAUUGAUGAUUUAAUUAAUUGGCGAUAUUUUGUAUAUAUAAUCUAAAUUAGGUUUAAGAUAGAUUUAUAGGGCAGCUGAUUUAUAGGUGUAAUUUUUGCCAUUAUAAUAUGCAUAUCAAAGCCAUUGCAAUAUUUUCAAUCUAUACUUGAACGAAAAAAAUGAAAAUUUCGUGAAUUCCGGAAAUAUCAAUAAUUUAAAAACUAUGAGUGAAGAUGCUUACGUGCGACUAGAAUGUAAAAGUACUUUAUUUAUUGAUAAAGGUAGCAAUUAUACUUUUUACAAUAUUAGUGAACACUAUAUCCGUGGCAUAUUGUUUUUAAUUAUUCAUUUUGACAACUCAUCAUUUUAGUGAUCGUUUCUUACAGUAAAUUACAAAUUUUGUGAGAUUAUUUUUAAUAAAAGUUAAUAUAACAUGUGAAAUUUCAUUUAAUUUAAGCUAAAGACUAAUCAUAUUGAGAAAAAAUUACAUUAAAAUCAUUAACAGUUUUUAUUUAUGCAUGUUAAAUCAAUGGUAUUAUAAUUAUGACUGAAAGCAUGAAUUAUAACUUCAAAAAUUGUAGAUAUUCAUGAUUCCUUACAUACUUUGAAAAGUCGGUAAUGCUUUUCGUAAUCAAGUAAAACGUGUUAUACUUAUAUUUAAUGAAUGCGCCGAAUACUAAUUUAAUUAAAUUUCUGUCGGUAAAAAUGAAAUAAUAUUCGUAUAACUGGAGAACUCUUCCAAAAUUCAUCUUUUUUAUGCAAUUCACAAUUAUUCAAGCUAUAUAAAGACAAAAUUAAAAUUAAAAAAUAUUCAGAUUCCUAACUAUAAAAUUAGGAAAACUUAGACAAUAUUGAGGAUUUUAUAGAAAGUUUAAUCGGUCGUGGAGUACAAUAAUAUUAACAUUCCAACUAAUAACUACAAGAACGUCCUUAAAAAUAACAAUCGGAUAUAGUAAUGGAAGAUGUUGAUGUAUUUUAGCAGGAAAAAUAUUAUUCGUGUUGGAUAAAAAAUUUGAGAGCGCAUUUCAUAAUCUUUAAAUUUUAAUAGAUUGAAAAUACUAUAAGCUCAUAGUUUAAAAGAUACGCAAGAGUUUUUGUCAAAGUAGACAAACGCGUAAGUGGUUGCAAGAUUAAUCUGCAUGUCAGAGAAGAAUAUAGAUAUAAUUUACAAUGUCGGUAAAUAGGUUGUGCGAUUUCUGGCUUGCUCAUCACGUUACAUAUAUGUAUAUGUAAAAUAUAAUAAAAUAGCCAAUGUCAUAGACAAUAUCUUAUGCCAUGCCACACUUUCUAGAUUAUAGCUAAGAUAUGUAAUGAUUAUUGUAGCGUCGAAAGACUUUAAUAAAAUGUUUAAUCAAUAAAAUUAU